Molecule: messenger RNA, 930 nt
Organism: Saprolegnia parasitica CBS 223.65
Lineage: Eukaryota; Oomycota; Saprolegniomycetes; Saprolegniales; Saprolegniaceae
Exons: 3
Coding region: 40-930 (296 amino acids)
Source: RefSeq, a predicted model, not a curated record
CGUAUCUCUUGUCAUAUCUGUUUUGGAUUCCUCUCGAGCAUGUCGAACACUGCCUCCACGCUUUCCCAACGCUACUGCGAGUUUGCCAACGUCACCUUCCCAUCGACGGUGGACAAUGGCGCGUACCGCGUCAGUGUCAAGACGAACAAGGAUCAAACCAACGCGAUCAUCUGGCUCGAGUCCAAGAAGACCAAGCUCCAGUGGAGAUGCGCGGUUGAAGACUUUGCCAAGCACACGGAGACGAACUACGCGCUUCCAAGCGUCGUCGUCUUGGCAGCCAUCAAGAAUGGACUUGCCGCCAUUGAUGGAGCCCCCGCGAAAGGGCCAGAUGCGGCAGCUAACCCAUCUGUGACACCCGCCAGCACCCUCGACUUGGGCAUGAAGAAGGACACGUUGGCGCUUGCUCUCGAGAUCAAGAUUUCACCCGAGUGGGCGACAGCCUACAGCUUUGAGAUGACGUCGAUCGAAGUCAAGGUCGUCGACAUCUUGGAGGCUCGCAUUCGCGACCUCGAAGAAGCCAACACUCGACGACGUGUUGCAUUUUGCACUGUGGCAGGGACGUCUACUGGUGGAAACGCACCGUGCACAUGGACCACGCCGAACGUGGAUAAGUCACUGGCGCUUCUUCGCCUCGACGACGAUGCGCAAAGCGUUGUCGUGGUGCAGCCUGGCGUGUACACCAUCCAUUGCGUCUGCCAGUCGGCGAGUGCUUCGUCUGCGUCCAUCUCCCUCUACAUCGGCGCGACGUGCAUCAAGACAUCGUCUUUUUCGAACCAGCCCAUCUCGAACGACCACGACUACCAACCGUACAACUACGACUCGUUUCAAUGCUGCUCGAGCCAUCAGCUCGACAUCGCCCAUGUUGCGCAUCUUGACGCUGGCACCCACCUCCAGCUUCGCAAUAGCAGCACCGCCGGUGGCGCUGUAUAG